UGGGUCUGUGCUUGGAACCUGCGGCGACCGGGCGAUUUAGGGGGAAAGAAGCCUGGGUAGGGUACGCAGCCUGACUUCUCUCAAAGGGCUGCACAGAGGUGGAAGGAGUGACACCUUGGCUACUGACAGCAAGGUUCCACGCACCCCGCCAGGUGCAGCUCCACCUUCCUCUUACCUGUGCAACUCAGGACUCUACACACGCCCGGAAGUAGGAGGACACAGGACCAUGUUCAAGGAGACGGUGACGUUCAAGGACGUGGCGGUGGUCUUCACGGAGGAGGAGCUGGGGCUGCUGGACCCUGCCCAGAGGAAGCUGUACGGAGACGUGAUGCUGGAGAACUUCAGGAAUCUGAUUUCUGUGGGAGGAAAGAUCCAAAGUAAGAUGAAGACUGUUAUAGAAGCAGAACCACCUGAAGAGCUUUCCUGCUGGCGGAUCUGGCAACAGAUUGCAAGUGACUUAACCAGGUGUCAGGGCUCCAUGAUAAAGAGUUCUCAGCUCCCCAAACAAGGUGAUUCACCCGGACAGGUUGGAGCAGGACAGUCUGCAACUCACACAGGCCAGAAACCUAAUCAGUCUAGUGAAUUUAAGAAAUAUUUCAGUGAUGUCUCCAGCCUUGAUCUUCAUCAACAAACACACUCAGGAGUGAAGUCUCAUACCUGUCGUGAGUGUGGAAAAAGCUUCUGUUACAGCUCAGCACUUCAUAUUCAUCAGAGAGUUCAUCUGGGAGAGAAACGCUACAAGUGUGAUGAGUGUGGUAAGGAAUUCAGCCAGAGCUCAUGUCUGCAAACUCAUCUGAAAGUUCACACUGUGGAGAAGCCAUUCAAAUGUGAGAAGUGUGGGAAUGGCUUCUGUCGUAGAUCAGCACUUAAUGUUCAUUAUAAAUUGCACAUGGAAGAGAAACCUUAUAAUUGUGACCAAUGUGGAAGGGCCUUCAUUCAUGCUUCACAUCUUCAGGAACAUCAGAGAAUCCACACUGGGGAGAAACCCUUCAAAUGUGAUAAAUGUGGUAAGAGUUUCCGACGUAGAUCAUCACUUAAUAGCCAUUGUAUGGUCCAUACGGGAGAAAAACUGUACAAAUGUGAGGAGUGCGGGAAGUGUUUCUUUUGUAGCUCAAAUCUUCAUAUCCAUCAGAAGGGCCACACACGAGAGAAACCUUAUAAAUGUGAGGAGUGUGGGAAGGGCUUCAUUCAGCCUUCACAUUUUCGGGCCCAUCAGAGAAUCCAUACUGGAGAGAAACCGUAUGUAUGCAAAGUGUGUGGUAAAGGUUUUACUAUGAGUUCAAAUCUUCAGGCACAUCAGAGAGUCCACACAGGAGAGAAACCAUACAAAUGCGAUGAGUGUGGGAAGAACUUCGGUACAAAAACCCGUUAUCAAGUUCAUCUGGUAGUCCACACGGGAGAGAGACCCUAUAAAUGUGAGGUAUGUGGGAAGGACUUCAGUCAGAGAGCAUAUCUUCAAUCCCAUCUGAAGACCCACAGCAUAGAGAAACCUUACAAGUGUGAGGAGUGCGGGCAGGGCUUCAAUCAGAGUUCCCGACUUCAGAUUCACCAGCUGAUCCAUACUGGUGAGAAACCACACAAAUGUGAAGAGUGUGGGAAGGGAUUCAAUCGUAGAGCAGAUCUCAAAAUUCAUUGCAGAAUCCACACAGGAGAGAAACCAUUUAAUUGUGAGGAGUGUGGGAAAGUAUUCAGGCAGGCCGCAAAUCUUCUGGCCCAUCAGAGAAUCCAUAGUGGAGAGAAACCAUUCAAAUGUGAGGAGUGUGGGAAGAGUUUUGGUCGCAGUUCACACCUUCAAGCCCAUCAGAAAGUCCACACGGGAGAAAAGCCGUACAAAUGUGAGGAGUGUGGGAAGGGCUUCAAAUGGAGCUUGAAUCUUGACAUGCAUCAGAGGGUCCACACAGGAGAGAAACCCUACAAGUGUGGGGAGUGUGGUAAGCACUUCAGUCAGGCCUCAAGUCUGAAGGUUCAUCAGAGUGUUCACAGUGAAGAGAAGCCAUACAAAUGUGAUGUGUGUGGCAAGGUCUUCCGCCACUCUUCACAGCUGCAGUCUCAUCAGCGGGUUCACACAGGGGAGACACCUUACAAGUGUGAGACGUGUGGUCAGAGCUUCCGUUGGCGAUCAAAACUUUCACAUCAUCGCAAAACUCAUGGUGGCAAUACAUUUUAUGAAAGUAAGAAGAGUGGUAAGAACAUCAAAGAAUCAUCAGAAAGAAGUUCUCUAAAAUGAUGCUUAAUAAAACCCUGAAUUCUUAUCAUCAUUGAGUCUCAUAAGAGAGAAAAUACUUGUGUUAGUUUAGUUGGUAUUUAAGCAAUAAUUGAACAUAUCUCAGUUUUCACAAGAUCACACAGUUGAGAAAACUUGUAAGUGGUGUGGUAAGUCUUUGUUCAGAAUCACUUAGGAGGUAGUAGUACUUAGGAAAAGAGUUUGGGCUGGCCUUUAACACAAGUAUAAUGAUGGGUAUACCAGAAUUGAUACCCACUAGAAUGUAAGCUCCAUGAGGGCUGGGACUUUGCUGCUAAGUCUAUACAGCCCUCAAAGCUGGAGGCAUCAUAAUUCUGGACUUCAAGUUAUAUUACAAAACUAGUAAACAAAAUUGUAUGGUACUGGCACAAAAACAGACACAUAGGUCAAUAAAACAGAAUAGAAAACCCAGAAAUGAACCCAUAAUUAUGUGGCCAGUUAAUCUAUGACAAAGCAGGAAAGAAUAUCCAAUGGGAAAAAGUUUUUUUUCAACAAAUGGUGUUGGAAAAACCGGACAGCCACAUGCAAAAGAAUGAAAUUGGACUACUUUCUUACACCAUACACAAAAAUAAAUUCAAAAUGGAUGAAAGACCUAAGUGUGAGACCUGAAACCAUAAAAGUCCUUGAAGAAAGCACAGGCAGUAAUUUCUCUGACAUCAGCUGUAGCAACUUUUUUCUAGAUCGGUCUCCUGAGGCAAGAGAAACAAAAGCAAAAAUAAAUUAUUGAGACUACAUCAAAAUAAAAAGCUUCUGUAUAGCAAAGGAAACAAUCAAAACUAAAAGGCAACCUACUCAGUGGGAGAAGGUAUUUGCCAAUGACAUAUUCGAUAAGGAGUUAAUGUCCAGAAUAUAUAAAGAACUUAUAAAACUCAACACUCAAAAAAUGAAUAAUCCAAUUAAAAAAUAGGCACAAGACAUAAAUAGACAUUUCUCCCAGAAGAAAUCCAGGUGGCCAAGAAACACAUGAAAAGAUGCUGAACAUCACUUACUGUCAGGGAAAUGCAAAUCAAAAUUACGAUGAGAUAGCACCUCAUGCCUGUCAGAAUGGCUAAAAUCAACAAGACAAGAAACAACAGGUUUUGGCAAGAUGUGGAGAAAGGGGAACCCUCCUGCACUGUUGAUGGGAAUGUAAACUGGUGCAGCCACCGUGGAAAACAGUAUGGAGGUUCCUCAAAAAGUUAAAAAUAGAAUACCCUAGGAUCUAGCAAUUGUACUACUAGGUAUUUACCCAAAGAAUACAAAAAUACUAAUACAAAGGGAUACAUGCACCCUAGUGUUUAUAGCAGCAUUACUUACAAUAGCCAAACCACGGAAAUAGCCCAAGUUUCCAUCAGUUGAUGAAUGGAUAAAGAAGAUGUGUAUAUAUACAAUGGAAUAUUAUUCAGGCAUAAAAAAGAAUGAAAUCUUGCCUUUUGCAACAACAUAGGUGAAGCUAGAGAUUAUGCUGAGUGAAGUAAGUCAGUCAAAGACAAAUACCAUAUGAUUUCACUCAUGUGGAAUUUAAGAAACAAAACAUGAACAAAGGGAGAAAAAGAGAGGCAAGCCAAGAAACAGACUCGGAAAUAUAGAGAACAAACUGAUGGUUACCAGAAGGGAGGUGGUUGGGGGGAUGGGUUACCCAGGUAAUGGGGAUUAAGGAGUGCACUUGUGAUGAGCGCUGGGUGAUAUAUGGGAUUGUUGAAUCACUAUAUUGUACACCUGAAACUAAUACACUGUAUGUUAACUAACUGGAAUUUAAAUAAAAGUUUUAAAAAAAUCUA
This is a messenger RNA of Mirounga angustirostris (Northern elephant seal), 4002 nucleotides long. RefSeq names its product zinc finger protein 234. The transcript has 5 exons. Gene Ontology annotation, molecular function: RNA polymerase II cis-regulatory region sequence-specific DNA binding; DNA-binding transcription repressor activity, RNA polymerase II-specific. NCBI's taxonomy places the organism in Eukaryota, Metazoa, Chordata, Mammalia, Carnivora, Phocidae. The coding region runs from base 227 to 2227 and encodes 666 amino acids. Gene Ontology annotation, biological process: negative regulation of transcription by RNA polymerase II. The record is from RefSeq and is a predicted model, not a curated record.